AAGGAAGGAGACGUCGAAAACAGGCUCGAUAGAGGACAGGAGUUUCUGCGGCAACGUUGGCCGGCGUUGUGCGCAUGCGCACGCGCUUGUCCAAAGUUUGGGCUGGGAGUGGUAGCAUUAGCAUUAGCAUUAGCUCCGCGAGCUUAGCAACCAACCGGAGUGUAAUGGCGGCCUCGGUGUUGUUGGGCUCUGCGGCGGACAACACCGGAUUCGGCUUUGCGGUUGGAGGCGGCGGCGGCGGUACCGGUUCCGGCGCGGGGAGCGUCCUCGUGGCCUGUAACAACGGCCUGGUGUCGGUAGCGGGCCCGGUGCCGUGGAACCGUUCUCUGGAGCGGGCUCUGGACGAAGCCUCGGCCACCGGCUGCCUGAACCUCAGCGGCAGGAAGCUCAAGGAGUUCCCCCGCGGCGCCGCCAACCACGACCUGACCGACACCACCCGGGCCGACUUGUCUCGGAACCGCCUGUCGGAUCUUCCGCCGGAGGUGUGCCUGCUGGUGUCUCUGGAGAGUUUGAACGUCUACCAGAAUUGUUUGAGAUCUCUGCCCGAUCACAUGAUCAACCUGCAGGCCCUCACCUACCUGAAUCUCAGUCGCAACCAGCUGUCGGCGCUGCCGGUGGUGCUGUGCAGUCUCCCGCUGAAGGUUCUGAUCGCGUGCAACAACAAGCUGGUGGCGCUGCCUCAGGAAGUGGGCCAGCUGAGGCAUCUGACGGAGCUGGAUGUCAGCUGUAACGAGAUCAGGACGCUGCCGUCUCAGGUUGGCCGGCUGGAGGCGCUGAGGGACCUGAACAUCAGGAGGAACCACCUGGUGGCCCUUCCUCCAGAGCUGGCCGAGCUGCCGCUGGUUCGUCUGGACUUCUCGUGUAACAAGGUGACGACCAUCCCGCUGUGCUACACGCGCCUGUCGCAGCUGCACACCAUGGUGCUGGACAACAACCCGCUCCACACGCCGCCCGCGCAGAUUUGCAUCAAGGGCAAAGUUCACAUCUUCAAGUUCCUCAACAUGGAGGCCAGCAAGACGACCCUCGACCUCCCGGAAUACGACAGACGAACGUUGAACUUCGGAUCCUGCGUCGAUGAGCCGGACCCCGGUCGGCCCUACGGAGCCUUGGAUUCAGGCUUCAACAGUGUGGACAGCGGAGACAAAAGAUGGUCAGCAAAUGAGGAGCUGUCAGAAGUUCCCGCCCGCGUGCUGGACGUCCACAAAGAGCCGAAGCGAGGGGUGGCGCGCUCCCCCCUGCUGGCCAACGGGACACACGAGCUGGAGCAGAUGGACUUCAUCGACGGCGAGGGGGGGGAAGAGGAGGAGGCCGGGAGCGCGGCGGGAGGAGAGCGAGGAGCGGGAGAACGGGCCAGCCUCAGCUCGCAGUUCAUGGCCUACAUCGAGAGACGCAUCAGCAAUACGGGUUCUCCAGGCAAAGCUGUCUUCUCCAGAACAGAUGACUCCAGACAAAGGCAGAGCAGGAGCGCGGCGGACGGUGCCCCGGCGUCACCCGGUGACCAAAUUCAGGUGAGCGGGCGUCGGCCUCUGAGCGUGGAGCGGAUGAGGCGAGAGGCUCAGCUGGCCGCCCUCAGGUACGACGAGGAGCGACACAGGACGCGCGCCCCGCAGAGAGAUGCCAAGAGUCCAAACAAGCCCGGUCAGGAAGCCAAGAACAUCUACCCCUGUCGACGCUCCACCCACACGGAUGACUCCGCCCUCUUCAUGGGCGAAGAGCGAGGCGGCCUUUCGCCAAGCGCCGGUCCCGCUCACCCCGGCUCGGGGGACGCCGCUGCCUGUCGCGGCGCCGGCUUGCGCCCGGAGAGCUUCCUGUAUCGCCUCAGCCAGCGCGAAGAAAAGAGGAGGGGCGACGCCCCCGCCUCCACUCAGCACCCGCAGGAAGCCACGUCCGCCGCGCUCGGACACGACGCCCAACUGGUGGAGCAGCUCAGGAAGAAUAUCGAGGGCCGGCUGAAGGUGUCGUUGCCGAGCGACCUGGGGGCGGCGCUGACGGACGGCGUGGUCUUGUGUCACCUGGCCAACCACGUGCGGCCGCGAUCGGUCCCCAGCAUACACGUGCCCUCCCCCGCUGUGCCCAAACUGACCAUGGCCAAAUGUCGGCGGAACGUGGAGAACUUCCUGGAGGCGUGUCGUAGGAUGGGCGUCGCUCAGAGUGACUUGUGUCUUCCCCUUCACAUCCUGGAGGAAGAGGGGCUCCCCCAGGUGGCCGCCACCGUCAGCGCGCUUCUCCACUUGGCCCCUCCGAGACACGGCGUCGCCACCGCCGCGAUGACGACCCCCUCCCCUGGCAUGUAGUCCGCAUGUGAAGAUCCGCCAUCUCGAUGCCCUCAUUGGCGUUAGCGUACCACAACCGCAGCCCAGCGGCAAGUCGCACAAUUUCGUGUCUACCUUUUCUUUUCUUUUGUUUUGACUUGACACGCUUGUGUGCGUGACGUCAAACGAUCGACAUAACAUGACCCCGCGCUACAAUCGCUGACCUCAUUCAGUGCUAACACUAGUGACAAAACAAAUGUUUCAUGUUUGCUUUUUAGUACCGAAGCGUAUUGCUGCCACGUUUUAAGUUUGACUUGACCUUCGCCCGCCAAAAAGCAGUUUCUUUCAGUCCAAGUCACUGGUGGAGCCCUCAGAUGUCUUUUUUUUUUAAACACUUACUCUUAUUUAUUUUGUUUUAUUUUAUAUGCGGUAUUUUACAAGAGCAGCAUAGUUACUUAGCUGGUAACUAUUUUUAAGACCAAAAAAAGCCGACUCGGCCUGCCAGUAGCCUGGCCGUCAAAACAUGAUCGGUUUCGCAUUAUAACCUGACAAGGGAUAACUUAUCAUGGGAAAAAUGUGGUAGGGUGUUUUCGUGUGAAACUUAAGGCGUGAAAAAAAAUAUCUUCACUUGAAACAUGACAUUUUGCCAUGAAAUUAGUCACAUUCAAACGUGAAAUUUACCAUGUUAUAAAUUGAUCGUGAAUGUUUUUCUUUUUGUUUGCCAGCAAUACGUUUCUGUAUGUUAGCAACUAGCGUGGGGAAAACAGUUAGCCAAGGAACUGACAUUUUGGUGUUACAUAUGUCUUCUUGAUUGGCACGUAGUCAUCUGUGCGAUGAACGUAGCUAUUUUGUUCGUAGUAAAUUGUUAGUCUCAGCGAGUGCAAUUUAUUGCGAAAACGUGGACUGAAUCGGACUAAAACAAUAACAUUGAAAUGUAUCUGAAUUUGUGCGAUUGGCUGGCGAAGUGAGAUCGCGCUAGCUCAACACGUGCAAUGCUAACUUAUGCUAUUGUAAAGAUGCGGAUGUGUCGGAUUUUUUUGUUUCGUUUUUUUGUCCCUGUCACAUUUUUUUGUGUCUCAUUUUGCACCUUGUUUGUUUCUCAUCUUCUUCGCUUGUACCAACGCCCGGGGGCGCAGAUCACAGCCUCGCUUGUCGGUCGCGUGAUCGCGUCGGGCCCCUUGUUGCGUUGCGGGACAUUUGAUGGAUGAGGCUGCGCCGUCUGCCUUUUUGUGUACAAAUGUAUUGUGUAAAUACAAAGCGUGUGUAGAUGUGUAUAUAAAGAUGACGCGGCCUUUCUGCCUACACCUCCCCUGGUGACGUUUUACGUGUUGCAAACUAGGUAUGUAAUUCUCGCAGGCUCCAUACGAAGUGUGUAAGAGAAGAGUUGGUUACCGCGGCAACGGUCGAACUUCCAGGAAAAUUCCACUUUUUUUUUUUUUUUUGAAUGCGAAAGUGUUGGACACCUUUUCACUUAUUUGUCUCUUGCUGUUAAAAAUAAAUAUUGGAAUAUC
Messenger RNA from Hippocampus comes (tiger tail seahorse), 3763 nucleotides. It is a transcript of the gene lrch3, whose product is annotated as leucine-rich repeats and calponin homology (CH) domain containing 3. Gene Ontology annotation, molecular function: GTP binding; protein binding. Gene Ontology annotation, biological process: microtubule-based process. Gene Ontology annotation, cellular component: cytoplasm; microtubule. The coding region runs from base 75 to 2294 and encodes 739 amino acids. Lineage: Eukaryota; Metazoa; Chordata; Actinopteri; Syngnathiformes; Syngnathidae. The transcript is spliced from 19 exons. The record is from RefSeq and is a predicted model, not a curated record.